ACUUCCUGAACAGUCAUGAACACGCCCUCCGCCUCCCUGCUCCCUCCCUCCCUCUCUCUCUCACACGUACAGAUACACACACAGUUGCAGAAGGGUGAGCUAUUUUUGGACAACCUGGUUAAUCGCUCUGCUUCGCUGCACCUCUAUAAAGCCUGCACGUCGACUGAGGUCCAGUCAGACUUCACCAAGUGGACCAGUCACUACUUUGUUUUACUCUGUGCGUCAGACACACAUCUGAGACAUCAUAGCAUGAAACAUAGACGGCUGCUACUUUCCCUGCCUCUCCUACCAACCAUCACUGAGAUACUGGAGGACUUGCCUGUCCAUCCUUCAUCCUCCCAGUGUACACAGAGCUCACAGACUCUGGAGGACUACAUGAGCAGCAUCCAGGCUCUCGCCUGCCCAGUGGAGGCGCCGAGCUGCGGCCCCGUCAGACUCCAGAGGUCCCCCAGGACGCGGCUCUUCUCAAAGGCUCAGAUGAAGCUGUCUGUCUCAACAUCACUCCCUCGCGGUUCUCCCCGCGCACUAAGGACUUCCAGACCCUCCAGUCUGAGUCUGAACAACACAGAAGAGUUUUCUCUUAGGACGAGAAUGGAGCGGGACUGUAAGGGCAAAGACCCCGUGGACUGGCUGUUUGGACAAAUAAGGACUUGAGGAGACACCAUGUUGUUAUUGUUCCUCCGUCCUGUUUGAGUUGUAAACAAACGGGUCUGACGGCUGCUGUGCAGGUCAUCAGGACUAAAAGUCUGACAAGGACCCUAAUAUAAUAUUCAAAUGUUGACAAUGACACCGAUGCUUGAAUAAGGAGAAUAGUUCUUUAUUUAUAUGCACUCAGGGCUCAGGUCUACGUGUUUACAUUGUUUAAUAUUUUUUUAUUGUGUUUUUUCAAGCUGUGGCAAAUGUCAAGUAAACAACUGAAAUAUGA
Cynoglossus semilaevis (tongue sole) is the source of this 925-nucleotide messenger RNA. RefSeq lists its product as uncharacterized. Lineage: Eukaryota; Metazoa; Chordata; Actinopteri; Pleuronectiformes; Cynoglossidae. Gene Ontology annotation, biological process: regulation of autophagy. The coding region runs from base 16 to 654 and encodes 212 amino acids. The transcript has 2 exons. The record is from RefSeq and is a predicted model, not a curated record. Gene Ontology annotation, cellular component: mitochondrion.